This is a messenger RNA of Physcomitrium patens, 777 nucleotides long. NCBI's taxonomy places the organism in Eukaryota, Viridiplantae, Streptophyta, Bryopsida, Funariales, Funariaceae. The record is from RefSeq and is a predicted model, not a curated record.
CGCUGGACAUGCUCUCUCUUUUGCGGCUACAACGCCAGCAGCAGCGUCGUCGUCGUCGUCGUCUGGCAGUGCGAAGUCGGCCACCAUGGUGCUCAAGACCGAGGUCUGCAGGUUCUCCGGCGCCAAGAUCUACCCCGGCCGGGGCAUCAGGUUCAUCCGCAGCGACAGUCAGGUGUUCCUGUUCCUGAAUAGCAAGUGCAAGCGGUACUUCCACAACCGGCUGAAGCCCGCGAAGCUUUCGUGGACGGCUUUGUUCCGGAAGCAACACAAGAAAGAUUUGCACGACACCGCCGUAAAGAAGAAGCGUAGAACCACCAACAAACCCUACUCCAGGUCCAUCGUGGGCGCGUCGUUGGAGGUGAUCCAGAAGAAGAGGACCGAGAAGACCGAGGUCCGCGCCGCAGCUCGGGAGGCGGCGUUGCGAGAGAUCAAGGAGAGGAUCAAGAAGACGAAGGAUGAGAAGAAGGCGAAGAAGGCCGAGAUGGUGAAGACGACGAAGGGGGUCGGGAAGCAGGCGACACGGGCAGCUCAGCCCAAGGCUGCGAAGACCAGUGCCGGUGGCAAACGUUAAGCAUGGUACCAUGUUGUGCAUGUUGUGAUUCAUCGCUGUACUUGUUAAUUUUGUACUGGUACACGAGUUGUAGCAAUGGAAGCAGGAUUUCUUUUGGGAUUCAUUUGGGCACCAUUUCCAAUUGACCCUCUAGAGGAUACAUGUCAAGCGGUUCUUUAACCUAUUUUCACUUCACCCUCUGCUGAAUUUGCUAUUAUUUCCUCCGA